Molecule: messenger RNA, 2976 nt
Organism: Cuscuta epithymum
Lineage: Eukaryota; Viridiplantae; Streptophyta; Magnoliopsida; Solanales; Convolvulaceae
Source: the annotation of a GenBank genome assembly
ACUAGCACAGAAGGAAUGAAAUCAGAGCUCCGCAGCAAUGGCGAAUAGUAGUCGUAUGGGACGACUCAGAGAAGGGUUUUUUCAGGUUCCGUUGUGCGGCGAAGCGCAUGAAAUUGAACACUCAUCUAGAGACGGCAGCCACUACAGCCUUUCUACGGGCAUUCUUCCUCCUCUGGGUGCUCGAAGCAACCGCGGAGUUAAACUCCGCCGGUUUAUUGUCUCUCCCUAUGAUCGCCGUUAUAGGUCAUGGGAGACUUUUCUGGCCGCCCUGGUCCUAUAUAUUGCUUGGGUAUCUCCUUUUGAAUUCGGUUUUCUUUCAUACCCCGCAGGAACUCUCUCUAUUAUUGAUAAUGUUGUGAACAGUUUCUUCGCAAUUGACAUUGUUCUCACUUUCUUUGUGGCAUACAUGGAUAAAACCACAUACCUUCUUGUUGAUACCCCCAAACGGAUCGCUUGGCGUUAUGCAAGUACUUGGUUCAUAUUUGAUGUCAUUUCCACAAUCCCUCCAGAAGUCGCUUGUAAAAUCUCACCUCCUUUAAGCUUGUAUGGUUUAUUCAGUAUGCUUCGCCUCUGGCGUCUCCGUAGAGUUAGUGCCCUAUUUGCCAGAUUGGAGAAAGAUAGGAAUUUCAGUUAUUUUUGGGUUCGAUGUGCAAAACUUAUAUGCGUUACCCUUUUUGCGGUUCAUGUUGCUGGGUGCUUCUAUUAUUUCCUUGCUGCUCAUUAUCAUGACCCAAAGAGAACUUGGAUUGGGGCAUCUAUGGAAGAUUUCCGUCACCAGAAUCUAGGGAUUCGUUAUGUUACUUCUAUAUAUUGGUCAAUCACAACUCUGACGACAGUUGGUUAUGGUGACCUGCAUGCUGAGAACACUAUGGAGAUGAUAUUCACCAUGUUCUACAUGCUCUUUAACUUGGGGCUGACAGCAUACUUGAUAGGAAAUAUGACGAAUUUAGUAGUUCAUCGUACAAGCAAGACCAGACAAUUUAGAGAUGCAAUUCAAACAGCCUCAAGUUUUGCACACAGGAAUCAGUUGCCCGCUCGCCUCCAAGAACAGAUGCUUGCUCACUUGUGCUUGAAGUUCAGAACAGAUUCAGAGGGACUGCAGCAGCAAGAGACACUUGAUUCCCUCCCCAAAGCUAUCCGGUCAAGCAUAUCACAUUUUCUGUUUUACUCUUUGGUUGAUAAUGUCUAUCUUUUUCGGGGAGUAUCAAAUGAUUUGCUCUUCCAACUAGUCUCAGAGAUGAAAGCAGAGUACUUUCCCCCCAAAGAGGAUGUAAUUCUUCAAAAUGAAGCACCAACAGACUUCUACAUUCUUGUGACGGGAGCUGCGGAUCUACUGGUCUACAAAAAUGGAGUUGAACAGGUUGUUGGUGAGGCCAAGACUGGUGAUCCUGUUGGUGAAACUGGGGUUCUUUGUUAUAGGCCCCAGCUAUUCACAGUCCGUACAAGAAGAUUGAGUCAGCUUCUACGACUGAACCGUACUUCAUUUUUAAAUAUAGUUCAGUCCAAUGUUGGAGAUGGAACCAUCAUUAUGAAUAACCUCCUUCAGCAUUUGAAGAAUGCAAGGGAUCCCAUUAUGGUGGGAGUCCUCUUACAGACAGAGAACAUGUUAGCCCGAGGAAGAAUGGACCUACCUCUCACCCUUUGCUUUGCCGCACUCAGAGGAGAUGAUUUAUUGUUGCGCCAUCUGCUGAAGCGGGGCCUUGACCCAAAUGAAUCUGACAACAAUGGAAGAUCUGCUCUUCAUAUAGCAGCAUCCAAAGGAUGUGAGAACUGUGUAGCUCUUCUGUUGGACUUUGGGGCUGAUCCGAACUGCAUAGACAGAGAAGGGAGUAUACCGGUGUGGGAGGCCAUCUUGGGAAAGCAUGAAUCAAUCAUCAGGCUGUUGAUAGGCAAUGGUGCUGAACUGUGCCGAGGUGACAUGGGUCGUUUUGCGUGCAUAGCGGCCGAAGAAAACAACAUGGACCUACUCAAAGAAAUUGUACAGUGGGGUGGGGAUGUCACCCGUCCCAAAGCCAAUAAUGGAUCAACAGCACUCCAUAUUGCAGUGUGCGAGGGAAACCUUGAGAUGGUCAAGUACCUUGUGAACCAAGGGGCUGAUAUCGACAAACCCGAAGAAAACGGGUGGACCCCAAAGAGCCUUGCUGAACAGCAAGGCCACGAGGACAUCAAACAACUAUUUCUUGAGCUCUCCAAGAAAGAGAAGAACAAAACCACGUCUUAUGUUGUUAAUAACAAUUUUAUAACAGUACCCCUAGGUGAAGAAAGGAAUGGGGUUCAGUUCUUGGGGAGGUUUAAGAGCGAGCCGACCAUCCCUCUUUCUUCUUCACUCCAGGUGACAACUGAAGGGUCCUCAGGUUGGGGUCGAUCUAGGAGGAGGACUAACACCUUCCACAACUCAUUAUUUGGAAUACUAUCAGCUGCUGCCCGAAACGGAGGAGACCAACAAGGAAGCUUGCCUCAACAAGGAAGCUUGCCUACAUAUCCUGCUGGGAAUGCAACUGCAAAAACUGUGAGUGGGAUGAAGACCUGUGUUACUGCCAGGGUCACUGUGAGUUGUCCUGAGAAAGGAGAUGUCUCCGGGGUGGUUGUGAUGCUUCCUAGUAGCUUCCAAGAGCUACUUCAGAUUGGCAUUAAGAAAUACGGAUUCUUGCCAGAAAAAGUUUUGAGCAAAGAGGGAGCAGAGAUUGAUUGUAUAGAGUUGAUCAGAGAUAAUGAUCACUUGGUUUUUGCAAUGUGAUGGUAAAACCAGCUAAACUGUCUGCCACACCACACUUUCUUUCCCUUGGCUGUGGGAGGUGUUGUUGUGGCUGCUCAUUAGCCUCUUCUACUAACUGCUAACUAAAUGUAAACAUGCCUGCCUUGGUGCAUAUGUAUACCAAAUCACACAUCCACACCAUAUGUGAGGGCUUUGUGCGACACGUUUACGCGCAGUCCAAGCUGAUCCCCUUUUUCUGAUUCUAUAAUUCAUUAAAUAGG